AUGUCGCUCCGCGUGGCUAUCAUCGGAGCCGGCCCUGCAGGCUGUCUACUAGCCCGGAUGUGUUACGUGAACAACAUCGCCUUCACAGUUUUCGAAGCCGAGCCGUCGCUAGACCACCGAAACCAAGGCGGCACUCUCGAUCUGCAUCCCAAGACCGGCAUCGCAGCCAUCAAAGCCGCGGGGCUCUACGAGGAAUUCCUCCAAGUGGCGCGCUUCGAGGGAUCAGCGCUGACAAUCUGCGACAAAAGCGCCCGGCCUUAUUUCCAGCUUCCGAGGCUCCUCGCUGCAAACCCCGAGGUGGACCGGCUUGAGCUGCGCCUGCUGUUGCUGCGCUCGAUUCCGGCCGAGAGCAUCUGCUGGAAUCACCGCCUGCGGCAGAUCGAUCACCAGGACGGGAGUCUCUGCUUUGAAGGCGGAGGAGCCGUUCAGCGCGGAUUCGAUCUUGUUGUCGGGGCCGACGGUGCCUGGAGCAGAGUGCGAGCGAGCCUGACGCCCACGGAGCCGACGUACUCUGGUAUUGCCGGGUACGAUUUGACCAUUCCCAACGCCAGAGAGGCCGCGCCGGACAGUGAUCGGCUCGUCGGUCGUGGGUCGUUGUUUGCCUUUUCGGGGGGUCAAUCGAUUAUUGGACAGCAGAUGGGCGAUGGAAGUAUCCAUGUCUCGGUUUGGUCACGCAGGGCUAAUGCCGCCUGGGCGAGAGAGAAGAGAAACCAGCAGCAGCAGCAGCAGCAGCAGCAGCAGCAGCCGAGCCGCGAUGAGAUUUGCGCUGAACACCCUGGCUGGACGCCGGAACUACUUGACCUGGUUCGACAUACAGAGGGGACGAUCAGAACUAGUGCCUUUUACAUGCUUCCAUUGGGGUUUCGAUGGCCGCAUCGCCGGGGAGUGACUCUCGUAGGAGAUGCAGCCCAUCUCAUGACGCCGUUUGCGGGGGAGGGGGUCAAUAUCGCGCUGGAUGAUGCGAAAAGGUUGGCGGACGUGAUCGUUGCUAAUGCGCGCGGGGGGGUCCGCCGUCAACUGGAUGGGGUUGCCCUCUAUGAGAAGGAGAUGUUCCGGCGAGCAGACAGGGCCCAGUCGCUGACUUACAACAUGAUGCAAUGCAUGUACUUUAGCCCCGGGGCGCCACGCGCCACGAUCGAGCGCUGGGUGAUUCUGAGGGCCUCCUACGACUGUAAUGCGGCGGUGGAGCCUUUGCUCCGCCCAUUCCUGGCUGCGGGAGUCUACGGCUUCUAUAUGAUCUUCAAACGGUUUGUCUGA
Messenger RNA from Aspergillus ochraceoroseus IBT 24754, 1257 nucleotides. Its product is annotated as FAD-dependent oxidoreductase. NCBI's taxonomy places the organism in Eukaryota, Fungi, Ascomycota, Eurotiomycetes, Eurotiales, Aspergillaceae. The transcript has a single exon. Gene Ontology annotation, molecular function: FAD binding. Bases 1 to 1257 code for a protein of 418 amino acids. The record is from RefSeq and is a predicted model, not a curated record.